AUGGGAUCAAUUGGGAAGCCUGGACUUAUACACGCGCCCGAGUGGCGCCAGUUCAUCGAAGAACUCGGCGACCUCCUCCUCAUGCGCGGCGAAACAGUCGCAGAGCUUUACGAAAACUCCAACGACCACAUCCAGAAGCUGCUAGCAAAGUACGACUUUCCACCGCCAGAUAUGUCAGUGACGACGGAGGACAUCACAUUGAAAGACGGCGUUUGGGUGCGCAUCUACACCCCGCCAGCAGCCGACAACACUGCGACAACGACGACGACGACGACGACGACGACGACGACAGCAGGUAGUGGCGGCAAAGCAGAGGAAGACGUAACAGUCUUCAUCCACGGCGGCGGCUGGAUCAUGGGCAGCGUAGACCACGAGGACACGGGCGUACGCAAGCUCUGCAAAGCCGUCGGACACAAGAUCGUGAGCGUGGGGUAUCGACUCGCCCCGAAAUACAUGUACCCCGUGGCGCUGGAGGACUGCCUCCAAGCGACGCUGUGGACACUGGAGCACUUUGCCCCGACAGUUUCCUCCGUCUCGCUGAUGGGCGGCUCGGCCGGCGCGAACCUCGCAUUCGGCGUCGCGUUGAAACUCCUCGACUCUGGACUCGGUGAUAAGUUCAAGGGCGUGCAUGCGCUUGUUCCCUGUGUUGUUCAUCCCGAUGCAGUUCCCGCAUCGAAGAAGGCACGGUUUACAUCGUACGAGGAGAAUGCCGAGGCGACGGUGAACACGUUGAACUGUAUGCGGUGUUUUCUGGAUAGUUAUGGCCCGCCGGCGGACGACGUUUACUUUUCUGUUCUGUUGCAUCCGCGGAUUGGGGAGUUGAAGAGGGUGUAUAUUGUGGAGUGUGGCGCGGAUACGUUGAGAGAUGAUGCGAGGCUUAUGAGGGAUGCGCUGGUGGAGGAGGGUGUGGAAGUGAAGUAUGAUGCGUACGCCGGGUUUCCGCAUUACUUUUGGUCUUAUCCGAGGAAGACGCUGGAGGAGGUGUCGAGGGUGUGCCAUGAGAAUAUGUAUAGCGGGUUGAGGUGGAUUCAUGAGUGA
This is a messenger RNA of Aspergillus mulundensis, 1038 nucleotides long. Its product is annotated as alpha/beta hydrolase. Bases 1 to 1038 code for a protein of 345 amino acids. The record is from RefSeq and is a predicted model, not a curated record. Lineage: Eukaryota; Fungi; Ascomycota; Eurotiomycetes; Eurotiales; Aspergillaceae. Gene Ontology annotation, molecular function: hydrolase activity. The transcript is spliced from 2 exons.